AUGGAAUCCCCCGCAGUACCGGUCCCGCUGGAUCCGCGAGAGCAACCCAUCCUCGAACGGCUUCUCCGAACCCGGGACGCCCUUUUGCUCCUGAAACAAGACAAGUCCUCAUACAUCAAAUCUCGCGAUGUCCUUCCGCUGUAUGAGGAAGUGACCCAGGAGGUGGAAAAACUCAAUGCUGCCCGCAAAGAACAAGACCGCCGCUUGAUUCAUAAUCGAUUGGACUAUGUUUUGGAUGACUGCUUUCAGUUGAUUUCGCUGCUUUUCUUGACGGUUGGUAGGAAUAACGAGGCACCGGCAGUCUACUCACUGGCAACUACAAUCCAGCGACUGCUCGACCACCUUGAAGAGGCCGGUUUCUACAGCUCCAAGGACUUGAAUUCCAUUACGAAGACCCUCGAUUCUACCCGAGAAACCCUUGAGCGCGGUCGCAACACUUAUUCGCCUGCGCUUUUGACCCUCUUGGAAAGCCGAUUGGAACAAUGCCAGAUUUCGCUCGACAAGCUCCAGAAAGGACUUGCAGUCUUGGAUCCGGCUCUUGUUCAGACACAUGAAACUCUGGUCUCUAUUCUGCGGUCUACAUCUGCGGUCAACACCCGCUCAAAGUUUUCCUCUACAGAAGUCAAUAAUCUCCGCGAACAACUGAAGAAGAUCGAGGGUUCAAUGAAAGACGGUAACUUUGUGGAUGCCGAUGGAAAUGUUCUCGCCGGUCAGGAUGAUCUGAAGUCUCUGAUGUACCGGUGCUGGCGGUGGACUGAGAUUGUCCUUGAGCGCCAAGGCAAGAUCCACGAGCGAUUCCAGGAGCAAUAUGAUCGGCUACUUGAGAUCCGUAACCAACUUGACAGACUUUCCGUAACACAGGCUUGGUCCCUGCGCGAAACAGAUCUUUUCGGAUAUCAGCGAAAACUCGAUCGGAUUGACGAGGCCCGGGUUAAUGGCAACUUUGUUGAUGCCGAGGGUCAGACUGCCGAUCUCCAUGCUCAAAGGACACUGCUUUAUUUGAUUCGACGCAGCUACGCAUACAUCUACGCUCUUCUGAUUUCCUCCGAGCCCGUCUCUGAGGCGUUGCUACCCGUCUACAACCAGCUGCAGACACUCCGACGGUGUCUGAUCGAGGUUAAGGAGUCUGGCGGCGUGUCGAACUCGCGCGAACUCUAUCCUUACAGCAUGAAGCUCAACUCCAUCGAUAACAUGCGGGUUGACGGAAAGUUCUACGUUGGUCCCGAUAUCCCCGAAGGACAGGGAAGCGUCAAUGCCCUCCUUGCCGAAUGCUACGACCUGGUCUGGGAGCUCCGAGCGGCCGUGACCGAUGAGAAUGUGCAAACUUAG
This is a messenger RNA of Penicillium argentinense, 1329 nucleotides long. RefSeq lists its product as uncharacterized. Gene Ontology annotation, cellular component: nucleus; cytoplasm. Lineage: Eukaryota; Fungi; Ascomycota; Eurotiomycetes; Eurotiales; Aspergillaceae. Bases 1 to 1329 code for a protein of 442 amino acids. The transcript is spliced from 7 exons. The record is from RefSeq and is a predicted model, not a curated record.